UUUGCCACGUGCGGUUCCACAAUCGUGGACCUCAGGUCCGUUAGGGUUCUGUUUUCGCUCUGGCUCGCAACCCGCGCGGCUGUACCCAAAAUAUUGGCGCGCAUCGACGAAUUCGAAAAUGGAAGGAUAAAAACUUAUCGCGCUCGAUCUUUCUUUGCCUUCUCCGUGGCAGCCAAUUGACACCUUCGGCUCGCUCCUCCUUUGCGGCGUGCGUUCGGAUUUUUGGAUCUCAGGAUUUGAUUUCUCGUAUAGCACUGGAAUCACUGGAAUCAGUGGUGAAGCAUACUUGUAUUUCUAAGUUAGAUUUGCAUUCUAUCACUUGUAAGCCAUGGCGUUCAAGCAAAAACAGAAAGUGAAAGUGAAGACAAACAAAAACAAGUACCUAAAACCUGGUGCACUUGCACAAAUGCGUUCCAACAAGAUGUCAAACAAGUUGUGUACUGACAUAGGAAAGAAGAGGAUUGUACUGGAGACAGAGAUGGCGAAGAUUAAUCUACUUACUCGGGUUGAUGUUAUUCAAAGUGAUGCGCUAAUGACCUCUCCAAACAGAGUUCUAUCUGAGUCAAUGGUAACUGAAGUUAAACUGCGAAAACUUCCAGCAACACCUAAAACACCACAAAGUGUUGAAUUUGAAAGCAAAUCAAGGCUUGAAUCUCUUCCUAUGGAUAUCCUGAUCAAAAUCCUUUGCCACUUGCAUCAUGAUCAACUAAGAGCUGUUUUCCAUGUUUCCCGUCGAAUUCGAGCUGCGGUUAUUGCAGCCAGACAGUAUCACUUCAACUACACAACUCCAGACAGGUCACGGCAGGAAAUGCUUAACGCCAAGACUCCAGUGCCAACUGAACAUUGGCCCUUCGCAAACAAGGCUGAAGGGAAAAGAAUUUGGGGAUCCAUCCCACAUACACCAAAAGCUCCAAAACAUGGCGGCCCACGAUCUCGCCUUCACCUGCUGGACAUAAAGCAGAUUGCAGCUGUUCUAUUCCCAGAGUCCACAUUACCUCAACCAAACAUAGCGUCACCAGGCUUGCCAAAGCCUGUUCUCGAGCCUGUAUCUUCUACAAGGGUUCUCUUCUGUGAGGAUGAGCUCUGUCAGGCAGUGGCCCAGAAUAAGCUUCGUUGAAGUUGCAUGAUUCAUGUUCAUGUCUUUUUUGUUUUUUUUGGUUAUAGGUCCUUCACAUGUUAUGUAUAUUUUCUUCACACAUA
Molecule: messenger RNA, 1200 nt
Organism: Zingiber officinale
Lineage: Eukaryota; Viridiplantae; Streptophyta; Magnoliopsida; Zingiberales; Zingiberaceae
Product: F-box protein At4g35930-like
Exons: 5
Coding region: 329-1117 (262 amino acids)
Molecular function (GO): protein binding
Source: RefSeq, a predicted model, not a curated record